Leguminivora glycinivorella is the source of this 4167-nucleotide messenger RNA. RefSeq names its product eukaryotic translation initiation factor 3 subunit A-like (gene eIF3a). Lineage: Eukaryota; Metazoa; Arthropoda; Insecta; Lepidoptera; Tortricidae. Gene Ontology annotation, biological process: formation of cytoplasmic translation initiation complex; translation reinitiation. Gene Ontology annotation, cellular component: eukaryotic translation initiation factor 3 complex, eIF3m; multi-eIF complex; eukaryotic translation initiation factor 3 complex, eIF3e. The coding region runs from base 113 to 3733 and encodes 1206 amino acids. The record is from RefSeq and is a predicted model, not a curated record. Gene Ontology annotation, molecular function: translation initiation factor activity; mRNA binding. The transcript has 22 exons.
UGCAGCCUGUCAGGCCGGUGACUUGGAAAGGAAUAAUUUACGAAUUAUUCCCUUUUACCAAGACGAAACGUCCCAAAAUUGUGUUAAUGAAGUGAAAAGUGCAGUGUAAACCAUGGCGCGAUACGGUCAAAGACCGGAAAAUGCCCUCAAACGGGCCAAUGAGUUUAUGGACCUGAACAAGCCCGCUCGGGCGCUGGACACCUUACAAGAGGUGUUCCGCAACAAGAAAUGGGCUUACAACUGGUCGGAGUCGGUGCUGGAACCGAUCAUGUUCAAGUAUCUGGAGCUGUGCGUGGACCUCCGCAAGUCUCACAUCGCGAAGGAGGGGCUCUUCCAAUACCGGAACAUGUUCCAGUCGGUGAACGUUGGGUCUUUGGAGCAAGUCAUUAGAGGCUAUUUACGAAUGGCAGAAGAGAGAACGGAGGCCGCCCGGGCCCAAUCCACACAAGCGGUCAUUGACACAGAUGACCUGGACAACCUCGCUACGCCUGAGAGCAUCCUGCUGAGUGCUGUGUCCGGGGAGGAUGCACAGGACAGAUCUGACAGGACUAUACUUACUCCAUGGGUGAAAUUCCUCUGGGAGUCCUACUGCCAAUGCUUGGAGCUGCUCCGCACGAACGCGCAUGUGGAGACCCUGUACCACGACAUCGCUCGCAUGGCGUUCCAGUUCUGCCUGAAGUACUCGCGUAAGACUGAGUUCAGGAAGCUCUGUGACAAGCUGAGGAAGCAUUUGGAGGAUAUCUGCAAGCCCACUGUACAAACUGGCAACGUGAGCAUCUCCAAGCCGGAGACGCAGCAACUCAAUCUUGAGACUAGAUUGUUCCAGCUGGACAGCGCUAUUCAGAUGGAGCUGUGGCAGGAAGCCUACAAGGCCAUUGAAGACAUCCACAGCCUCAUGAACAUGUCCAAGAAGACGCCUGUGGCCAAGACCAUGGCCAACUACUACGGCAAGCUCGCCCUGGUCUUCUGGAAGGCCGGCCACUGCCUGUUCCACGCUGCAGCCCUGCUGAAGCUGUUCCAGCUGUCUCGGGAGAUGAAGAAGAACAUCACCCAGGAGGAGCUGCAGAAAAUGGCGUGCCGCGUGCUCGUCGCCGUACUGUCUGUGCCGCUGCCCUCACUGCACCCGGAGUUCGACCGCUUCGUGGAGACUGACAAGAGCCCCGUUGAGAAGGCUCAGCGCCUGGCUGUGUUGCUCGGUCUUGCUCAACCGCCCACCAGGACCAGCCUGCUUAAAGAUGUGGUCCGUCUCAACGUGGUGGGCCUGGCGUCUCCGCAGCUGCAGCAGCUGUACGCCUGGCUCGAGGUGGAGUUCGACCCUCUGACCAUCUGCCACAACGUCAAGGGAGUCAUCAAGGCCCUGCAGGAAGAACCCAACUCCCCCCUGGUCCAAUACACAAACGCCCUAAACGACGUGGCCCUCGUCCGCCUCGUGCGCCAGGUGGCCCAGUGCUACGCAUGCGUGCAGUUCCCGCGCCUGCUGCAGCUGGCUGCCACCGACGACCUGUUCCACCUGGAGCGUCUCCUGGUGGACUGCGUGCGCCACAACGACAUGCAGAUCCGCGUCGACCACGCCAACAAGUGCGUGCACUUCGGCGUGGAGGCCGGUGGCGGUGAGUGGUGCUCCGCCGCUGAUGAGGCCUGCGGCGGCGCCAUCCUGCAGGCCACACCCGCUGAGGAGGUCCGCGAGCAACUAGUCCGCGCCGCCGAAGUCCUUUCCCGCGCCGUGCAAACCCUGUUCCCCGCUCGCCGGCGAGCCGAGCGCGAGCGAGCGCGCGCGCACAUGGUGCAGCACUACCACGAGCACAAGCACGCCGAGCACCAGCGCGUGCUGCAGCGGCACAAGAUCAUCGAGGAGCGCAAGGAGUACAUCGAGCGGCUCAACACCGUGCGCGAGGAGGAGGAGCUUAGGCGUCAAGAAGAGCAGCUCCGCAUCGCCGCCGCGGCCGAGGCGCGUCGCCAGGAAGCCGAACGCGAGGAACGAGAGAAGCGUCGCCAUGCCUCAGAAAUGGCCGCCGUGCGCGAGCGACAUCUGCGCGAGAGGAUCGCUCAUAUCUCUCAGAGCGAUGUUGGCAAACGCGUGCUGUCCAAGCUGGAUGAAGAGGUGCUGAAGAAAAUGGACGCCGAAGCCAUCGCCCAGCGUGAAGCUGAAGAGUUGAUGAAGGAGCGCCGAGAGCUGCAGGCCAGACUCAAGUCUCAAGAGAAGAAGGUGGACUACUUCGAGCGGGCCAAACGCCUGGAGGAGAUCCCUCUGCUCCAGAAGAGUCUGGAAGAGAAACAAGUCCAGGACAAGGCCUUCUGGGAGCAACAGGAGAAGGAACGCAUCCAACAACUUAUCGAGGCCCGCACUCGCGAUGUAGCUACUGCCGAGCGUAUGUCCCGCAUGCAUGUUCAUCGCGACGAGUUCAUCUCACGCCUGUCUGCUGAGCGCGGCGCCGCUCAUCAACAACGUCUUAAGGCCUUCGCUGACAAGCUGGCGGCUGAACGCGCUAAGAGGCGCGCGGAGAGGGCUCAACAGAGGGCCGAACAGCGCCGGCAGGAGUGGCUGGCAGAAAAGCGUCGCGCCGAAGAGCGCGCAGCUGAAGAAGCACGCCGCAUCAAGGAGGAAGAGGAGCGCAAGGAGCGAGAGGAGAAGGAGAGGAAACUGGCGGAGGAGCAAGCCGCCGCCCGAGAACGCAAGGAGAAGGAGGAGAGGGAGCACCAAGAGUACCUAGCCCGCGUGGAAGCCAAGGCGCGCGCCAAGGAGGCCGAGGUGCAGCGCCGCCUCGAGGAGCAGCGCGCCGCCGCCGCCGCCUCCUCCUCCUCCUGGCGCCGCGGAGACCCCGUGCCGCGGGACAGGGACGGGAAACCGGAGGACAAGGACAGCGCCUGGAGGAGCAAGGGAGACGCCAAGGACGACAAGAAGGCUGAGCCGUGGCGACCGGCACGCGUGCGCGAAGGCGGCCCUCGCGACGAGCGACCACGCUCUCCCGAGCGGCGUCGCGAUGAACGCCCACCACCAGCCAGGGACGACAGAGACAGACGCGACGAGCGCGGUCCCCCGCGCGACGAGCGUGGUCCCCCGCGCGACGAGCGUGGUCCCCCGCGCGAUGAGCGUGGUCCCCCGCGCGAUGAGCGUGGUCCCCCGCGCGACGAGCGUGGUCCCCCGCGCGACGAGCGUGGUCCCCCGCGCGACGAAGGCGCGUGGCGUUCAGCUCGCGACACCCGUGACGCCAGGGACCCGCGUGACGCACGGGACACUCGCGACUCGAGGGACUCCAGAGACGCUAGGGAACCGGAGCGAGACAGACCUCGCUACGGUGGACGCUCCAGCGGCCCCGGCGCCGACGGCGGCGGCAGCUGGCGCCGUGGACCCGCCGACCCACCUCCGGCACCUUCCGAACGCUCAUCAGCCUGGCGCACCAAAGACGUGCCGCCCCGCGACGACCGUUAUCGUGACGCUCCGCGCGGCGAUCGCGACGGGCCCCGCGACCGCGACGGUCCCCGCGACGGUUACCGCGGUGGUGACCGCGGCGGAGACCGCUACCCGCCGCGUCGCGACGACGGCCCGCGACGCGACGAGCGGGACGGACCGAGACGAGACGACCGUGACGGGCCGAGGCGUGACGACCGCGAUGGACCGCGGCGUGACGACCGCGACCACCGUGAUGACAGGGAUAGACGCCCGCCGCAGCGCCGUGAGGAGAAACCCCGCGACCCCGACGGUGAUGACUGGCAGCCCGUCACACGACGCUAAGCGCACACAGUAUCACCAGAGACCACUUCAUUACAAAUACCAUCUUGUGUACGGUACUAGGUUGAUUAUUGUAUACCAGUGACCUAUUUCACCACAGUGACAUUGACACUGACAAUUCUGUGCCUGGACUUCCGGUUCGAGCGCCAUCUUAGUGGUCUCGUUGAUAAUUCCUUUUUUUCUCAUUAAUAUUGUUUAAGUGUAAUAUCGAUAGCUUAUUAUGCAGUAAACUAAUGAGAAACUGUUGAAGAAUUAAUCUCGAAGCGCGUUUAGCCACAUUUUUCGUCGUCAACAGCUGGUAGUCUACGUGCUCUUGUAAAAUCUAGCUAUCAAUUUACAAGUUCGAAAUAAUCACCGUACACUGUCGUACUUACCGUAACAAAACCAUUAAUACUUUUAACCGACUUCAAAAAAAGGAGGAGGUUCUCAAUUCGACU